ACUGUUCUGUCCUGCCUCCGUCGCGUCAUCCACGGGAGAGGGGAGGGUUUCUGCUCCCUGCGCCACGAACCGGAGCGUAAGCAGAGGACGCGAUGAGUGACUCGGUGUCACUUCGGCCGAGGUGGUGGACCCGAGCCCCGUGCGGACGAGCCGCUUCUUUUCGCGCAGUAAGUUGAGGGUCGCGCUGGACCUCUGAGACCUUACCUUCGUCUCGGGAUCAAUGAACAUGGAGUGAUUGCAUACAAGUAUUGGAGAUCGGAGGAUUAUCACUCAACUUUGAGGGACCAGGCGACUCGGUGCAGAGCGCACGGAAAAGACGCACAUGCGUAACCGCUUUUGCGGUCGAUUUUCCUCCCGGCGCGCUCAUGUGGUGUGACCACUGCUCCCGGAGCUGAGGGCCACAGUCAGGGAUUCUGCAUCCUGUCCGUUUUGGAGAAGAGUCGUGGUGAAGAUGCAGCGGAGGGAGGUGUCGCAUCUGUGGCUUCUGACCCUCACCGUGGUGUCGGUCAGCGGCUUCCCUGCCGACUCACAGCGGACUCCAGUCGGAGACAGAAACACGUCUGCGUCUUUUAGCGAGGUGACAGCAAAGCGUGGCCACGGAGACGAUCGGCAGACUCUCCAUGAGCUGCAGCAGGAGAACCUGAUCCAGACUCUGCCGUCCAGUCCUUCUUCCUUCAGGUCCAGACAACGCUGGUCCCAGCACUCUCAGCAGGGUGUCCUCCCCCCUCCAGAACCCGAGGAGGGCCCUGAGCCCUUUAUCCUGGACCUGAGGAACUUUCCAGAGCUGGCCAAUGCAGACAUGGGCUCACAGAACCCAAACAUCCAGCUGACCAUCGAGGUUAUGGACGACGGCCAAACUGGGACCGAGGUGGAGAUGGACCUGGCCAAGGAAGGUCAGCGUAACGACUGGUCAGUGUCGUCCUCAGAGUGGGCCAACAGCCACAAGAAGCUGUUCUGGCCACUGUUCUGGGAGUACCCGGAGCAGUCGGAGAACGGGCUGGAGAGAGCCACUCUGGAGGAGCAGUCCGAGGACUACAACUACGACCCGGAUGAGCUCGUCCUCAGUGGAGUGGGGGGAGAUGGAGGGGGGCCCUGGAACAAAGACUGGCAUGCCAAGGAUAACUAUGAGUACGAGGAGGAGUGGAGCCACUGGGCUCCCUGCAGCGUCACCUGUGGACACGGCACCCAGAAACGCACCCGAUCCUGCGGCUACGCGUGCACUGCGACCGAGUCUCGUACUUGUGACCUGGAGAGCUGUGCCGACACUGUGUUUUCAGCAACUGUGCCGACAUCCAUCCAGACCACCAACAGCACCGAUUUCCUGGACACAAAUGUAGACAGCUGUGAGAAGUGGCUAAGCUGCAAAAAUGACUUUCUUCAGAAGUACCUUCACCAAGUGCUCACGGAACUCCCCAGCUGCCCCUGCUCGUACCCCUCUGAGGCCGUUUACAGUGCCGUCAACAUCCAGGAUGACAAACUUCACAAGACCUACCGCUGGAGGGAUGCGAGCGGACCCAAGGAACGCCUGGACAUCUACAAACCAUCAGCCCGAUUCUGCAUCCGCUCCAUGCUGUCGUACGACAGCACAACGUUGGCAGCGCAGCACUGCUGCUACGAUGAUCAGAUGAGACUCAUAACAAGAGGAAAAGGAGCAGGAGCACCAAAUUUAAUCAGUACAGAGUUCUCACCAGAGUUGCACUACAAGGUGGAUGUACUGCCAUGGAUCCUAUGCAAAGGGGACUGGAGUAGGUUUCACUCAGUAAGGCCGCCCAAUAAUGGUCUGGAGUGUGCAGAUAACCCCCCUGAACAAGUGUUUCAGGUUGAACUUCAAGAGGCCAGGGAGUACUGACACUGUGGGGGUGUGGAGUCUCAACAAGAAGGGCAGACGACAGGAGGCUGAAGUUGUGGUUUGAAAUCCAAAGCACAAUUUCUAUUGUCUAUUGUCGUAAUCCUGGAUAAGCACAAAGAAACCUGAACUACAAAGCUUCUGUGGUCCAUUCACCACGGGUGAACUCCUGUCCGCUCUAAUUUUGGAUAAGACAUACCUUUCAAAUCAUAUGAAAAUAUGAAUGGAUGACAUGGAACAACAAAGACUGGUGAACUGGAGACUUUAUUUUGUCAUGUGUAGACUAUUUGUUCAGAAAAUGAAAUAACACUGUUGUUGGAACCAUUGACCAUGUCCACAUUGGAAAAAAACGGUGUUACAGUUUGAUGUGUAAGUAUUAUCAGCUAAUCCCCAUCCAUGUAUGUUGAUGUGUUGAGCUGAACGUCUGAUGGGAAUGUCAAAUGUGUGUGUGUGUGUGUGUGUGUGUGUGUUUACGGAGGAUAUGCUUAUUUAUUGGCCCCUUAACUAUUUUAAUCAGAUCUAGUUGUCCCAUGAAAUGAAUUCCUGUCAAGCGGCUAAACAGGUAAUAAAGUCAAACAAUUGGAA
This is a messenger RNA of Scophthalmus maximus (turbot), 2431 nucleotides long. It is a transcript of the gene ism2a, whose product is annotated as isthmin 2a. The transcript has 6 exons. The record is from RefSeq and is a predicted model, not a curated record. NCBI's taxonomy places the organism in Eukaryota, Metazoa, Chordata, Actinopteri, Pleuronectiformes, Scophthalmidae. Bases 452 to 1849 code for a protein of 465 amino acids.